Molecule: messenger RNA, 1524 nt
Organism: Parnassius mnemosyne (clouded apollo)
Lineage: Eukaryota; Metazoa; Arthropoda; Insecta; Lepidoptera; Papilionidae
Source: the annotation of a GenBank genome assembly
AUGUUUUGUUCACUUUUCAGUGUUCUGUUACUUUUGUAUACAGUGGUAUCGGAAUGUCAAAGUGCUAAGACGCAAAAUUUGAAAAGAAAAUUCCCAGAUGACUUUCGUUUUGGAACAGCUACAGCUGCCUAUCAGGUUGAGGGAGGUUGGAAUGAAGGGGGUAAAACUGAAAGUAUUUGGGAUCAUCUAACUCACACAAAGCCAUGUGCCGUUAAAGACUGCUCAAACGGUGACAUCGCUGCUGACUCGUAUCAUUUGUAUAAGAGAGAUGUCGAAAUGAUGCGCGAACUUGGCCUAGACUACUACAGGUUUUCUUUAUCAUGGCCGCGAAUUUUACCCACUGGAUUCCCGGAUAAGAUUAACGAGGCGGGAGUUCAAUACUACAACAAUUUGAUCGACGAAAUGCUCAAGUACAACAUUGAACCUGUGGUCACAAUCUAUCACUGGGAUUUGCCACAAAAACUACAGAAGAUGGGCGGCUGGACGAAUCCUUACAUAAUAGACUGGUAUACAGAUUAUGCGCGAGUAGUUUUCGAAUUAUUCGGAGAAAAAGUGAAAAAUUGGAUCACUAUUAACGAACCAGAGCAAAUCUGCUAUUUUGGAUACGGUAGUAACAUGCUUGCACCAUUACUGAACAUCACAGGAGUAGCUGACUACUUAUGUGCCAAGAACUUGUUGUUAGCUCAUGCCAGAGCGUAUCACAUUUACAAUGAAGAGUAUCGGCCAAAACAAGCAGGCACUAUUUUCAUUUCACUGAGCGCUCAAUACUACGAUUAUGAAUUCAAAGAAUUUAAAGAUGCCGCCGAAGACGCUAACGAUUUUACAUGGGCUAUAUAUUCUCAUCCAAUAUUUUCAAAGAACGGUGAUUUCCCUUCAUCUGUAAAGAAAAGGGUUAAAGCGAAGAGUAUUCAACAAGGCUUCCCUAGAUCCCGACUACCCGAAUUAACCCCUAAAGAAAUUGAAUACAUCAGAGGCAGUUCCGAUUAUUUUGGAUUAAACCAUUACUUCACGUUCUAUGUGUAUAGGAACGAAUCUGUCAAAGGCUUAUAUCCAUCCCCAUCUACGAGCGAUGAUCUUGGAGUUGCAACAUAUCAGAAAAAAGAUUGGAAAGGUGAUCUUAACAAGAUAGUACCGUUGGGAUUCUACAAACUUUUGACAAAAAUAAGGAACGAUUAUGAUAAUCCACCUGUUAUUAUCACGGAGAACGGCUUCGCAACAAAAGGGGGAUUGGAUGACGAUGAUCGCGUCACUUUCUUCAGGAGUUAUUUAAAUGCUAUGCUCGAUGCCAUCGACGACGGAUCUGACAUUCGAUCUUACACGGCUUGGAGUAUGAUGGACAAUUUUGAAUGGCUCCAGGGUUUCAGUGAGCGGUAUGGCUUGUACGAGUUAGAUAUCAAGAGCCCCAAUCGUACGCGCACGCCGCGCAAGUCUGCCUUCGUGUACAAGCAGAUCCUGCGCACGCGCGAGCUCGACUGGCAGUACGAGCCCGACACCGACGUUAUGACCAUCGAUAAAGGACACUAA